Molecule: messenger RNA, 1017 nt
Organism: Striga hermonthica
Lineage: Eukaryota; Viridiplantae; Streptophyta; Magnoliopsida; Lamiales; Orobanchaceae
Source: the annotation of a GenBank genome assembly
AUGGCGACGGAGCUGGAGGAACUCCUGGGCUUCCUCUCUUCUCCCUCACCACCUAUUAAAAAGGUUGCUGUAAAUAUUGUUCGGGACUAUACGGGGUCUGAGGAUGGGCUUCAGUCUCUGGGCAGAUACUUCGGUGUUGCCGUCCCUUCGUUGUCUCGACUGCUUGCUGAAAAAAAGGAUGUUUCGGAACCUGCUGCACAAGCCCUUGUCAAUUUGUCUCAAACGCCAGAUUUAGCUGGAAAGAUGAUCGAGAUGGGUAUAAUAAAAAACGUGAUGGAUAUUCUGUACAAGCAAGGCUGUGAAAUCACACAAUUGCUUGUUAUGCUCCUUGUUAAUCUCACACAGUUAGAUGCUGGUAUCGAAUCUUUGCUUCAGCAAGAAGAUGAGAAGAUGUGUGGUCUAUAUAUCAUGAAGUUGGUGAGAUCAUUCUGUACAUCGCCUAGCGAGAAUAAAGGUGACCCAUUUGAACACGUGGCUUCAGUACUUGUAAACAUUUCGAAGAAGGAAGCAGGAAGAAAGCUUCUAUUGGACCCUAAACGAGGACUUCUGAAGCAAAUUAUUAGGCAAUUCGAUUCACCUAGCCCAUUGAGAAAGAAAGGGGUCUCUGGAACUAUUCGAAACUGCUGUUUCGAAGCUGAGAGGCAGCUGCAAAAUUUGCUUUUGAUAUCCGAAUUUCUUUGGCCCGCACUACUGCUUCCAGUUGCUGGAGAUACGAUUUAUAGUGAACAAGACACAUCUAAAAUGCCCCUAGAGCUAGCAAGUGCCCUCUCAAUCCAGCGUGAAACAGUGACCGAUCCAGAAAUUCGCAUUCAAGCACUUGAUUCUAUAUACUUGCUCGUCCUACAGGAAGCUGGAAGAAGAGCUUUCUGGUCGAUUAAUGGUCCCCGAAUAUUACAAAUAGGUUACGAAGAUGAGAAGAAUCCUCAAGUAAUGGAGGCAUAUGAACGAGUCGGCUCAUUGCUGGUUCAGGAAGUAGACUACGGCACGACUGAGGACUCGAAACCAGGAAUGUCAUAA